Molecule: messenger RNA, 3795 nt
Organism: Heterobasidion irregulare TC 32-1
Lineage: Eukaryota; Fungi; Basidiomycota; Agaricomycetes; Russulales; Bondarzewiaceae
Exons: 9
Biological process (GO): nuclear division
Cellular component (GO): nucleus; cytoplasm
Molecular function (GO): mRNA binding
Source: RefSeq, a predicted model, not a curated record
AGAAGGCACCACGAGCUCGAAGGUGCCGCGGACCCGUUCCCCUCGCUCUACGAGUCCCCCCCGGUCCCCUCCAAGCCUGCCGCCCCCGUCGCUCAACCCGUCGACACCGCCUCCCACGACGCCUUCCCCACCCUCGCCCCCUCCUCCGCCUCCGCCAACAAGCCUGCCGCACUCGCGUGGGGCAGCCCCGUCGGCCCCCGCAUCAAGCCCGCGACCGUGCAUCCUAACCAGGUCACCGAGUCCUUCACCCUCUCCUCCAUCGACCUCUCCACCUCCGGCAAGGACGGCAAACCGGCCACCCUCGGCGAGAUCAUGAAGCAGGUCAUGACAAAGUUCAAGGUCAAGAUCGAGGCAUCCACCAACCAGAAGACUCGCCAGACCACCUUCCACCUCAAGGCAGACUCGCACAAGGAUCUCGAGAAAGGAAAGAGGUCCCUCCUUUCCCUCCUCAGCCCCACCGUCUCUCUGGUCGUAAAUGCCCCGACCUCGACCAUCGCGUUCAUCAUCGGCGUCAAAGGUGCUACGCUCAAGCAGAUCCGUGACCAGACCAACGUCAGGGUAGACAUCCCCCCCAAGGAUUCUCUCUCGGCCCCCAACGGAAACGGUCACCCCAACGGCUCCCCCCGCGGCACCACUCCCAUCCCCGACGACGAAGAGGAAGAGCCCACCAUCCCGAUCACCAUCACCGGCCCCCAGCCCUUCGCGUUGGAGGCCCAAGACCUCAUCAAGGACAUCGUUGCCUCUAAGGCUGCAAAAAAGACCUUGCGCGUCCGCGACAUCCCCUCUCACAUCGUCCCAUUCAUCAAGGCCCGCCGCUCCGUCUUCGUUGACGCAGCCCAGGGACGCGACGUGCAGCUCACCUUCAGCAGCGCCGACCGCGAGUUCACCGCGGUCGGCGAUCGCGACGCCGUCCUUCGUGUCAUCGACGCUGUCAAGGCUACCGUCGACGCGUUCUCCUCCGGCCUCACUCCCAUCAAGAUCACGCUCCCCAAGCGCCAGCACCGCCUGCUCGUCGGCAAGGCCAUCGACGAGAUCAUGGCGUCGAGCAAGUGCUCCGUCAUCGUGCCCCAGCCCGAGGAGUCCAGUGAGGAAGUCACCGUCUGGGGCAAGGACGAGGACGUUGCGGGCGGCCUUUCGGCCGUCAUGGCCAAGGCGAAUUCGCAGUACAUUCACGAGUUCCCUCUCCCCGGACCCGCCGCGCUCUCCAAGCAGCUCCUCACCUACAUGACCGUCACUGGCUACCCUGAGACCCUCGCCGCCGCCCACCCUGGCGUGUCGGUCUUCACGCCCAGCCCGGCCAUGCGGGAGCGCGCGAGCGUGCUCAACAUCGAGAUCAUCGGCGAGAAGCCCAUCGUGGAUGGCGCCGUGCGCCAAGUCUCGACGUUGAUCGGCAAGCUCAUCGGCGCCACCAGGGAUGUCCCUGUCGACUGGCUCGUGCACAGGAUCGUUCAGGCCAAGCACGCCAGGAAGAUCAACCAGUUCUACGAGAACCACAACGUGCUCCUCUUCUUCCCUCCCGAGGCCGCCGAGCAGUCGUCCGUCCUCCUGGUGUACGACCCGACCUCGCCCUCCGCGUCCCCGUCCCCCGUCGAAAAGGCGAAGCACAUCGACGACGUCGAGAAGGAGCUGCUCCAGUUUGCCAAGGACGCUGCGGACGUCAAGAGCGCGACCAUCACCGUCGAGAAGAAAUGGCACAGCGCCGUCAUCGGCCAGGGCGGAACCACUCUCAACGCCAUCAUCGGCGACGAGAACGGCCUCUCCAUCAAGAUCGGUGCCGAGGUUGGGGACGCGUCCACCGAGGACGUCGUCCUCGUCCGCGGCGCCAGCAGCGAAGUCGACCGCGCCGUCAAGGAGAUCCAAGAGAUUGUCGAGAACGCGAAGAACGACCUGAUUCUCAGCGGCUACUCCGUCGAGUUUGAGAUCGACCGCGAGUUCGUCGGCAGGGUUGUCGGCUCGCAGGGCGCGGGCGUGAACAAGCUCCGCGACCAGCUCGGCGUCAAGGUCGACUUCUCGGACGAGGUCGAGGAGAAGCAGCAGGACAGCUGGAAGAAGAAGAACAAGACUGUCACGCAUUCCAAGUCCAAGGUCACCAUCGUCGGGCGCAAGGAGAACGUCGAGGAGGCCAAGCGGCGGAUCCUGACUCAGGUCGAGAGGCUGGCGGACGAGACGUCCGAGGUGCUCAAGAUCGCGAGCCAGUAUCACUCCGGUCUCAUUGGCGAGAAGGGCAAAUACGUCUUGCGGUUGGAGGAGAAGUACUCCGUCAAGAUCACUUUCCCGCGCGAGUCGGCUGAUAACGGCGAGGGCCGGACUCGCGAGCACCUCAAGGCCGACGAGGUCCUCGUCAAGGGCGGCCGCAAGGGCGUCGCGGGCGCCAAGUCGGAGCUGCUCGACGCCGUCGAAUUUGAGAAGGAAUCCAACAACGUCAUCAAGUUCACCGUCCCCGCGCGCGCGAUCCCCCGCAUCCUCGGCAAGGGCGGCGCCACGAUCAACGAGAUCAAGGACGAGACCGGCGCGCAGAUCGACCUCGACAAGACGACGCCCGACGCCGAGAGCGCGCAGAUCACCUGCCACGGGACGAAGAAGGCCGUCGCCGCCGCCAAGGCCGCCAUCCAGGCGAUCGCGGACCAGGUCGGCGAAGAGACGACCGUCGUGGUCACCGUCGAGAACAGGUUCCACCGCGCGCUCAUCGGCGCGGGCGGUCAGGUGCUCAAGGACCUCAUCAGCCGCUGCGGUGGUCCCUCCGACACACGGGCGCAGGCGGGCUUGGUCCGGUUCCCGCGGUCGGGCGAUGAGCCCAAGGACGAGGUGCGCCUGCGCGGCGACCCGAAGGUCGUCGCCAAGCUCGAGGCCGAGCUCGAGAAGGCCGUCAGCGAGCUGCGCGACCGCGUCGUGCUCGCCGUCGACAUCCCCGCGCCGCAGCACCGCGCGCUCAUCGGCCGCGGCGGGCAGAACCUGACCGAGUUCCAGACCAAGUUCGCCGUGCAGGUGCAGUACCCCGGCUCGCGCUCGUACGGCCAGGCGGGCCCCCCGGAGAACGCGGACGCGCUCGCCGCCGUCGCGCCCGAGAACGUCGUCAAGGUGUCCGGCGCGCGCGCCGCCGUCGAGGCGGCCAUCGAGAACCUCAAGGUGCGUUUCUGCCGUGCUCGCGCCCGUGCUCGCGCUCACGCCCGUCCGCUGCAGUCCCAGAUCAAGGCGCCCGCGCCCGAGGCGCUCGUCGAAACCGUGGCCGUGCCCCUCAAGUACCACCACGCGGUCACGCAGCAGGGCAACCUCUUCCGCACCCUGCGCACGUACGGCGUCCAGGUCGAGCAGUCGGCCCACCCCCAAAAAUCCGCCGUCCCGGUCCGCCCCGAGCCCGACACCGACGCCGACACCACCGCCCCUGCCGCACCGUCCACGCGCAUCGACGACGCCGACGACGAACCUGCCGCUGCCGCCGCCGGCGCAGCGGGCGCGCAGUGGGAGGUCGUGCUGAACUACCAGGACGCGGAGGAGGGCGAGUCCACGUGGACGCUCAAGGCGCGCGACCGCGCCGCGCUCGAGCGCGCGCAGCAGGCGAUCGACGACGCGCUCGCGCGCGCGCGCGGGAUGAGCCACGUCGGCUUCCUCACGCUGCCGGACCGCACGAGCUUCCCGCGCAUCGUCGGCGCGAAGGGCUCGAACAUCGCGCGCCUGCACGGCGAGACGGGCGCGGACAUCACCGUCGGGCGCGAAAACAACACGAUCGUCAUCAUGGGUGCGUCUCUCUCGCUUGUUCUUUCCACCUCGUCGCGUGCUUGUUGGCGCGGGUGCUGA